Messenger RNA from Acaulospora morrowiae, 702 nucleotides. The record is from the annotation of a GenBank genome assembly. NCBI's taxonomy places the organism in Eukaryota, Fungi, Glomeromycota, Glomeromycetes, Diversisporales, Acaulosporaceae.
UUCCCUACAGACGAAGAAUGGAUUGAAUUUUUGGGCAACUGGAUUACUGUAAUAAAAUCUAAAACAGAGGAAGAUUUUAAUGAAAAAUGGGAAGAAUUGAUGAAAAAAUAUAAUAAGAAUCUAUCAAUUGUUAAGUAUCUGCAGGACACAUGGUUACUAUUAAAAAAACAUUUUGUGAGUCUUUGGACAGAUCGUUACUUGCAUUUGGGUAAUGUAACCACAUCACAGGUAGAAGAGUCCCACGCAAUGCUAAAAAAGUAUCUUCAAGUGUCGACAGGUGAUCUUCAUGUUGUUUAUGAAAGAAUCUCUUUAGCAUUGGAAAAUCAACACCGGGAAAUUCAAACUAUGAUUUCUCAAGAGAUGAUUCGAAUUCCUCAUGCUCAAGCUAAGCCAUUAUACUUACAGGUCAUUACCAAAGUUUCUAUAUUUGCAUUGAAAAAAGUGCAUGAGCAAUUAUUAAAAGUAUCCUGUGCGACUUUAAAAAACCCAUUACAACUUUGUAGUGGUACUUUCGCAUCAUCAAUGGAAUAUCAAUUGCUUCCACAAAUACCAAAUAAAACUGAAGAUCCUUUACAACAAUGGUGGCAAGAAUAUGAGCAGAUAUUUGAUACUUGGCCAAUUAAUCAACAAUUAGCAGCUCUAGAUAAAAUGUCAAAUUUAUUUGAAGAGCCAGCUAUAGUAAUUCAAAAUCCGCAGGUGUAA